UCUGGGGGGCAUUAGAACGUUUGGCACGAAACUGGGUCAGGCAGGUUAGAUUUCACAUGUGCGGAUAGUAUUUCUUUGUUUUCUUAUUUAAUAUUUUGGAAGACGGAGCGGGACUUGAAAGCGGAUUUGGAUUUCUUUUAGACCUUGUGUUGUUUUUGUGGGGAAAAAUGGAAACGUGGACAUUACCCGAACUGAAGACUUAUCUACACGAGCGUGAUGUGCCGGUGCCGGCGGACUCCAACAAAAAAAAACUUGUUGAUCUGUGUUCCUACGUCAGUAGGAUGGACAUUUCUGUCAGAGAACAUGAUCAAUCGUACUCAGAGAGCAUCCUACGGGAGAUCCAAAGGAAACUGACCCUUGAGGGGGGAAUUAUCAACCUUCCCCAUCCCUACAUGGUAAACAACGGCUGGUCCGAGAAUCUGACAGCGAUGCAGUUAACAACACCAGCUAUAGAUACUUUCUUCAGGAAAGCCAACCGAGACAUCAGUCUCCUCACGGAUGGUACGGAAGCAAAGAGGGAGGGCUGGAGCCUGCACAAGUCAGGACAUGUUAGUGGAGUGCUCACCAUGAAAGUGUCUCCAUCAAUAAACUACUCCUUCAUCAAGGGACGUGUCAGACGUGAAACGAAAACUCGAGAAUCACCAUGGCUGGGAUGGAUGAUAGUGAAUGAGAGAACUUGGGGAGUUGAAGCAGCAUAUUGUCAUUGUCCUGGCGGGGUACGAGGAACAUGUAAACACAUCGCCGCUCUCUUGUACUCGGUGUGCUCCUGUGUGGCCAAUGGAGAAUCUGUUACAUCAAAACCCCAACAAUGGGGUAGGCCAUCCAGCAUACAUCAACCAGAGUUAAUCAGAAACAUCAGGAUCAAAAAGGCGAAAGCGUGCCUUCAUGAUGACGAAGUGACAUCAUUCAAGAGAUUCAACUUCGACCCCAGACCACCCGUAAAGCGUGUAAGGAAGCAGAUACAGGACUAUGAUCUUGAUGGUCUGGCGGAUACAGGCCCUAUGAGUGCGAUUCUCUUAUAUGCACCACGGCAGGAAGAUCCUUACAGGCAGCAUCCCUGCUUAGAGGACAUUGAUCAUACAGAACAAUGUUAUGCAAGUGAGACACAUACACCCCUGAGCCUCCCGGAACUGGCUACAAAAAUAAAAAAGGACAAUCCAGGAAUAAGUGAAGAGUGUUUUCAGCAACGGCUGGAUAUUGAGAUGAGGGUAAACCCUGACAUGGGAGAUGUAAUUGAAAAGCAAACAAGAGGGCAGACGGACUCAAGCAUGUGGACAAAACAGAGACAAGGGAGAAUAACUGCUUCUAGACUGUUUGAUUGCACAUCCAAGGUUUCUGGGGGGAAGAUAGUUCGUUCUGCCACUUCGGUUUUAAACGACAUUAUGGGUACAACACCAUUUACUUCACCUGCCACAUCAUGGGGCAUUGCCAGAGAAGAAACAGCAGUGAAACACUUCGUUCACAAAGAGAGCAGAAAACACAAAAAUUUCACAUGCGAACGGACUGGUCUGAUUGUGUCAACUAGGUGUCCCAUCCUUGCAGCCUCACCUGACUCUGUGGUGUCUUGUUCGUGUUGUGCUGGCAGAAGGCCAGUCGAAGUGAAAAAUCCUUGGACAUUACGUAAGCUGACAGUCACACAAUAUGCAAAACACAAUGGAACGUGUCUACAGGUCACAGACGAUGGAAACAUUGUGCUGAAUUCAACUCAUAAAUACAACUACCAGCUACAAGCACAGAUGUUUGUUCUUCAGGCUCAGACUGGGUACUUUGUCUUAAAAACCACAACUCACCACGACAAUUUGUUUGUACAAGAAGUUAAGUUUGAUGCAACUCUAAUGCAAAAUGCCCUGGCAAAGGCACAUGUCUUUUACAGAGAAGUUGUAAGCCCUGAAUUGUACUCUCCAUCCCAGUCUGUCAUCUGUCCUCAGUCUGUCAUCUCUCCUCAGUCUGUCAUCUCUCCUCAGUCUGUCAUCUCUCCUCAGUCUGUCAUCUCUCCUCAGUCUGUCAUCUCUCCUCAGUCUGUCAUCUCUCCUCAGUCUGUCAUCUCUCCUCAGUCUGUCAUCUCUCCUCAGUCUGUCAUCUCUCCUCAGUCUGUCAUCUAAAAUU
Branchiostoma belcheri (Belcher's lancelet) is the source of this 2106-nucleotide messenger RNA. RefSeq lists its product as uncharacterized. Gene Ontology annotation, molecular function: zinc ion binding. The transcript is spliced from 3 exons. The record is from RefSeq and is a predicted model, not a curated record. Lineage: Eukaryota; Metazoa; Chordata; Leptocardii; Amphioxiformes; Branchiostomatidae. Bases 168 to 2102 code for a protein of 644 amino acids.